Anisakis simplex (herring worm) is the source of this 277-nucleotide messenger RNA. Lineage: Eukaryota; Metazoa; Nematoda; Chromadorea; Rhabditida; Anisakidae. The record is from the annotation of a GenBank genome assembly.
CAGUUCAUUAGAAGGCAAGAAAAAAGAUGCGAAGAAAGACAAGGAGGAGAAGAAACGAGAGGAAAAGGAAAAGGCGAGAAAAGAGAAAGAAGAGAAACAAAUGGUUGAAAAUCUGAAAAGAACUAAGACCAAGGAUUCGAAAAAGAAGAAACAACAAGAAGAGAGAACGACAUGUGUCACUAAAAUUCCGUCGUUGAGUCGAGUUGGCAAAUGUGCUCAGAUAUUCGUUUCAGUGGCUGGUGAUCAGCCUCUUGAUGUCUAUGUUGCUGGUAUGUGA